AUGGGAGCAAUGUUGAAAAACUUAAAAACAAAGUUAAAAGAGUGGAGAAAGAAGGAAAAGGAAAAGGAGGAAAAGGAAGUAAUGCAUGCAAAGAAAAGGGUGGAUGAGAUAGAACAAAGGGCCGAGAAAAGAAAACUGAAAGAUGAGGAGAAGGAGGAAAGAAUUAGGGGAAGACUUGUCAUUCGGAACUAUGAAAAACAAAAAAUAGCAGAUAUAAAGCAAAAGGCGAAGUUUAAUUGGGCAAAGUUGGGGGAUGAAAAUUCGGGGUUCUUUCAUAGAAUUGUAAACUGUCGAAAAGCAAGAAAUAGGAUAAAUAAAAUCUUAAUAGAAGGGAAGACGAUUAACGAGCCAAAAGAAGUCAAAACGAGUAUUAUGAAGGUCUUUAUGAAGUUGUUCGAGGAGCCCAUGAAGAAAAGACCAGUUAUGGAUACGAGGGGAUUCAAGAGAUUAAAAGAAGUAGAAGCAAGAUUAUUGGUGGAAAGUUUUACGAGUAAAGAAACAAAAGAGGCAAUAUGGGCAUGUGGUGGUGAGGAUAAGUCACCGGGACCUGAUGGGAUAACGUUCAAAUUCAUAAAGAAAUACUGGGUGCAGCUCGAACCAACUAUAAUGAAGAUCUUAAGACAAUUCCAUGGUCGGCCAAGUAUUCCGGUAGGGUGCAAUGCAUUGUUCAUCGCCUUAAUACCAGAGUACGUGAUCCGUCAAUGGUUAAACAUUUUCGACCCAUUUCGCUAA
Helianthus annuus (common sunflower) is the source of this 732-nucleotide messenger RNA. RefSeq lists its product as uncharacterized. The record is from RefSeq and is a predicted model, not a curated record. The transcript has a single exon. The coding region runs from base 1 to 732 and encodes 243 amino acids. NCBI's taxonomy places the organism in Eukaryota, Viridiplantae, Streptophyta, Magnoliopsida, Asterales, Asteraceae.